Molecule: messenger RNA, 1966 nt
Organism: Argentina anserina (silverweed cinquefoil)
Lineage: Eukaryota; Viridiplantae; Streptophyta; Magnoliopsida; Rosales; Rosaceae
Product: plant UBX domain-containing protein 2
Exons: 3
Coding region: 129-1475 (448 amino acids)
Biological process (GO): defense response to fungus
Molecular function (GO): protein binding
Source: RefSeq, a predicted model, not a curated record
CAAGAAAGAAAGAAGCAAGAAACCAAGAAGCACGCAACAGCUCCCAAUAUAAUCCCCCCACAAAUUCUUAGCCCUAAUUUCAUUUCCGACCUCCCCUCUUGUUCUCUUCACCUGAAAUCGAAUCAGAAAUGGACGACAUGAAAGACAAGGUCAAGGGCUUCAUCAAGAACCCCUUCUCCUCUUCCUCCUCCGGUAAAUUCAAAGGCCAAGGCCGCGUCCUCGGCUCCUCCUCCUCCUCCGGCCCCGCCAACUCCCCCAUCCUCAACCGCCCCGCCCAGCCCAAGCCUCCGCCGCGGAAUCUCAACCAGACCCGACCCGACCCUCCUUCGAAUCCAAAGCCCACUCGCAAACCCCAAGGAGGAUUCGACCCCUUCGACGCGUUGAUCACUCCGGGGAAGCGAUCCCAGAACGGCUUCACCCUCAACGUCUUCGACUGCCCAAUCUGCGGCAAGCCUUUCCGGUCUGAAGACGAGGUCUCCCUCCACGUGGACACCUGCGUCACCACUACUGCAGAGAAUCAAAGCGUCUCGGGGUCGGUGGAGGAGGACUCCCCCACGUCGGCAUUGGAGGCCUGCAUUGGCGCGUUUGCUUCCGGCGAACCCGGGGCGGGGUCGGUGGAGGUUGUGCUGAGGCUGUUGAGGAAUGUAGUGAGGGAGCCGGAGAAUGUCAAGUUCAGGAAGGUGAGGAUGGGGAACCCGAAGAUUCGGGAGGCGGUUGGGGAGGUUGUGGGGGGUGUGGAGUUGCUCGAGUGUGUGGGGUUUGAGUUGAAGGAAGAAGAGGGGGAGAUGUGGGCUGUCAUGGGGGUGCCGACACCGGAGCAGAUUGGGGUGAUCAAGAAGGGGAUUGAGUUGCUGGAGCCGCCGCCGAAGAAGGUGGAGGAAGUGCAGAGGAAGGAGAUGUUGGAUGAACAGGUUGAACCAAAGAAGGUUGACAGACAGACCAGGGUCUUCUUUUCUGUGUCUGAAAGUGCGGCAGCAAAAAUUGAGCUGCCAGAAAGUUUCUAUAGUCUCUCAGCUAUGGAGCUGAAAAGAGAAGCUGAAGUGAGAAAGAAGAAAAUUGAUGAUUCACAAAUGCUGAUACCAAAAUCGUUUAAGGAAAAGCAGGCAAAAGCUGCUAAGAAGAGGUACACAAAGACCGUUAUCCGGGUCCAAUUUCCUGACGGGGUGGUACUCCAAGGUGUGUUUUCUCCUGCUGAGCCAACUGGCGCUCUCUAUGAGUACGUCAGCUUAGCAUUGAAAGAGCCUUGUUUGGAGUUUGAAUUGUUGAAUCCUGUAGCUCUCAAGCGCCGGGUGAUCCCCCACUCUCCUGCACCAGGGCAGAGACCAGCAACACUAGCUGAUGAGGACUUGGUACCCUCGGCUCUUGUCAAGUUUAAACCUCUGGAGACGGAUUCCAUUGUUUACACGGGGCUAUGCAAUGAGCUUCUUCAAAUUAGUGAACCUCUGGGAAGUGGUUCAGCUGUUGGUCACACAUAAGCUCAGGAUUGAAGCACAAAAGCUCAGCAUUGAAUAUCUGAUGUAUUUGUUUGCGGCCAUAGAGACAUGAUGCAUGAUUAUAACUUCCCAGUCAAACAAUCUAUACCAGUAGUAGAUCACAAUUGUUUUGGAGCAUGUACUUUCUUGUAAUGCAAUGCUGCCUUUUUGUCCAGGCUUGUUGUGCAAUGAAUCUGAUCUUAUCCAAGAGGAGAUGUUCUGCUGUGCUGUAAAAUGUUUGGUAGUGAAAAUCAUCUUGAUACCAUGUCAUCUACACUUUUAGCAGAUUUCUAUGCCAACAUGAAUUGCCUUCAUUCAUAUAUUUUCAGUCUGUUUUUUCCUUUACAUGUUUUUCUACAUCGGCAAUAAAGCCAUUGAAGCAUCAGGUCAGGCCCAUUAGCUUGUACUUGAUUGUUUCAUUUUUUUUCAUUUUCUUAUGAUUGUUUCACACAUCAUAAGAAAAUCUUUUAUGAACCCACCAAAUCAUACUCAAU